This is a messenger RNA of Penaeus monodon (black tiger shrimp), 2308 nucleotides long. RefSeq lists its product as uncharacterized. Lineage: Eukaryota; Metazoa; Arthropoda; Malacostraca; Decapoda; Penaeidae. The record is from RefSeq and is a predicted model, not a curated record.
CCUGUUCCGUCUCAACAAUCCUGCAGAGAUGAAGUACUUGGUGUUUGUGCUCGUGGUGGCUGCCGCUUGCGCUUCUGAGGUGGAGAAGCGAGAGGCGGAGCCAAGCUAUGGCUACGGUGUCCACCGCCACGCCUACUACCGCCCCUACCACACCUACCACAAAAGGUCCGCUGAGCCUGAGGCCGAAGCCGAUCCUUCGUAUGGUUCUUACCACUAUCCAGGCUACUACCGUCCCUACGGUUACCACAACACUCCUUACAUCCACCAUCAUUACAAGAGGUCCGCUGAGCCUGAGGCCGAAGCCGAGCCCUCUUACAGCCCCUCCAACUACUACCGCCCCUAUUCCUACGGCUCCCAAACUCACCACUACAUUCCCUCUGUCCACCAUCACUACAAGAGAUCUGCUGACCCCGUUGCUGAUGCUGAAGCCAGUUACGGCUACAGGUCGUACCAUCCCGUGCACUAUCACUCCUACCAAUACACACCCUAUACUCACAGCCACUACAAGAGAUCUGCCGAGCCAGAAGCUGAUCCUGAUUUCCUUUAUGGCCACCACCACCCGUCCCAUAGCGGAGCUCACUAUGGUUACGGUUACCGCGCUCACCACCACGUGUGUGUGGUCUUGGUGGCUGCCGCUUGCGCUUCUGAGGUGGAGAAGCGAGAGGCGGAGCCAAGUCGUGGCUACAGCAAUGGUUACGGUCUUCACCACCACGCGUACCCCCGCACCUACUACCACCCCUACAACACCUACCACAAGAGGUCCGCUGAGCCUGAGGCCGAUGCCGAGCCUUCUUAUGGCUCGUCCAACUACUACCGCCCACACCCCUACAUUCCUUCCAUCUACCGUCACCACAAGAGAUCUGCUGACCCGUUGCUGAGGCUGAAGCCAGUUACGGCUACAGUCAUACCAUCCCCCACUACAAGAGAUCUGCCGAGCCAGAAGCUGAUCCUAAUUUCCUUUAUGGCCACCACCACCCGUCCCAUAGCGGUGUUCACUAUGGUUACGGUUACCGCGCUCACCACCACUAAGGGAGUUAAUAUGAUCCUCAUAACAGAUCUAAUCAAUCUGGCUUUCUCUGACCGGGGUUUUCGGGAAGAAACAGCUCGUUGGAUAAGACCGUCCACGGGGAGGCGAGCACUGAAUUGUACAAGUAGGAGGUCUUAUGCUGGUCUCACGGUGGAGAAGCGAGAGGCGGAGCCAAGUCGUGGUCACGGUGUCCAUCACCACGCCUACUACCACCACUACCACCGUUUCCACAAGAGGUCCGCUGAGCAUGAGGCCGAAGCCGAGCCUUCUUGCCGAGGACGCUAUCGUCCCUACCACAGCACUCCCUACGUCCAAAACAACCACAAGAGGUCCGCUGAUUCUGUUGCUGAGGCUGAAGCCAGUUACGGCAACAGGCCAUAUUACCCCGUGCAUUACCACUCCUACCAAUGCACCCCCUAUACCCAAAGCCAUUACAAGAGAUCUGCCGAGCAAGAAGCUGAUCCUAGUUUCAUUUAUGACCACCACCACCUGUCUGUUCACUACAAGAGAUCCGCCGAGCCAGAAGCUGAUCCUAGUUUCAUCUAUAGUCGCCACUACCAGUCCGUGUACCGUCCCUACCAUAACGGAGCUCACUAUGGUUACGGUCUUGCGUGGGAGCAGGUAUAUAAGGAGCCAGACGCAUUGCGGAGUCACAUCGCCCUGUUCCGUCUCAACAAUCCUGCUGAGAUGAAGUACUUGGCGUUUGUGGUCGUGGUGGCUGCCGCUUGCGCUUCUGAGGUGGAGAAGCGAGAGGCGGAGCCAAGCUAUGGCUACGGUGUCCACCGCCACGCCUACUACCGCCCCUACCACACCUACCACAAAAGGUCCGCUGAGCCUGAGGCAGAAGCCGAUCCUUCGUAUGGUUCUUACCACUAUCCAGGCUACUACCGUCCCUACGGUUACCACAACACUCCUUACAUCCACCAUCACUACAAGAGGUCCGCUGAGCCUGAGGCCGAGGCCGAGCCCCCCUUACAGCCCUCCAUCUACUACCGCCCCUAUCCCCAAACUCACCACUACAUUCCCUCUGUCCACCAUCACUACAAGAGGUCCGCGGACCCCGUUGCUGAUGCUGAAGCCAGUUACGGCUACAGGUCAUACCAUCCCGUGCAUUAUCACUCCUACCAAUACACACCCUAUACUCACAGCCACUACAAGAGAUCUGCCGAGCCAGAAGCUGAUCCUGAUUUCCGUUAUGGCCACCACCACCCGUCCCACAGCGGAGCUCACUAUGGUUACGGUUACCGCGCUACCACCACUAAGGGAGUUAAUAUGGCCUGA